CGGAACGCGACUUCCAUCUAGUGGCGAGAAGAGAUACAGCAACCCAUGAAAGUCACUGCCGUAAAAAAGCAGCGUGCGGCCACGUCGCUUGACGGCAGCUGGUGAUCUAAAAAUUUGACAUGGCGUCUUCAUUGAUCUGCAGUGAAAUUCAGAGCAGGGUGAGUUCAGUCCUUAACAGAGAUGUGAAGCAGUAUGGAAAGAAGUACAUGUUUGACUGCAAUGAAGAGACCUGCUGGAAUUCAGACCAGGGUGAAUGUCAGUGGGUGAUCCUGGAGUUCCCCCAGCCUGUCAAGGUCUCAGAGUUAAAGGUCCAGUUCCAAGGAGGCUUCUCAGCAAAAACAUGCAGACUAGAAGGAUGUCCAAAAGAGGGAGACUUCACAGUUAUCAGCCAUUUUUAUCCAGAGGAUGACAACUCUCUUCAGAGCUUUCCCAUACAGGAGGCCCCUGUAGUGGACAAAGUAAAAAUAAUGUUUGAGAAUAGUGCCGACUUUUUUGGGAGAAUUAUUGUUUAUUCCUUGGACGUCCUGGGGGAAAAAGCCUCAUGACCAUUUUUUUAAUCCUCUCGUGAGAGAGGAAAUGACCCUGAGUAAAGUACAGGAUGCAGGACGGUGUGGUGGCACUUGGGAAACAUGUCAUCUGUACUGCCACCUCAUGAGCUGAUGUGAAUGUGGCCUUUUUUGGUAUGGAUGCUUUCAGGCAUCUUCCACUUGGUCACUCAGACACAGAGAGCUUGGCGAAACGUCCGAGUCUGAGUUUAACUGUAGAUUUAAUGGGGUUCCUGCGAUUAUAUGUCAUAUAUGUUAUCACUCUCUCUAAACUUGUAUUGUGCCUUUGAGUUGAAGCGCCUUUCCACUGAAACACACAGUAUAAAAAUACAUUCUUAUUAAAACUUUUUACUGCCCUUCAGCCAAACAAAAUAAUACCACUGCACAACUGUCACAUUUUAGUCCUCAUUUGUACAAUGUUUUUCUAUACUAUAAUGCAUACAAAGCAAUGCAUACAAAUGAAAUAAACAGUUUAAAAAAAUAAUAAA
Molecule: messenger RNA, 1033 nt
Organism: Scatophagus argus
Lineage: Eukaryota; Metazoa; Chordata; Actinopteri; Scatophagidae
Product: nuclear receptor 2C2-associated protein
Exons: 5
Coding region: 120-545 (141 amino acids)
Source: RefSeq, a predicted model, not a curated record